UGGACAGAGUCAAUCCCUGAGAGGGACAGGACUGUUGAAGACACUCGUGUGCUAAUAUGCUUCCGAGCUCCGCAGGGGAAGCUGAGCGUUAGGGAGUUUGACAGGAUCUUGGUGCACCUGCUCCAUGUAUGCCGAUUAUGUGGAGGAGCUGACGUGUGCCAUGGCCAACCUGGACCUGCACUUUCUCAUACACACAGUUUUGUGUUAUCGUUACCUCCCGACCAAGCAGCCCAGCCUGAGGAUCUGACAGCCCCUCCCUCGGCUCCCCCCUUCCCCCUCCAUCCCUUCUUCCCUCCUUCCCUCCUUCCCUCUUUCCUUGGGUGUCCCUCAUUCCUGGGCUCACCAUGGGAGGAUGCUUCUCCAAACCCAAACCAGUUGAAGUCAAAGUGGAACUCUCCCUCCUGGAAAAAGAAAAAGAGAUGGACGGGCUGUCACCUAAUGGCAAAGCCAGUCCCUUUGCUGACUGCAGACCUAAUGGGGCCCUGGGACAUGGCUCUGAUGACGACUCCACGCCGCUCCCCCUCUACCACAAACCACGGGACUAUGUGGAGGCCUCCGUCUGUCAUGUUAAAGAUUUGGAAAACGGACAGAUGCGAGAGGUUGACUUGGGAAGUGGCAGAGCUUUGUUGAUCAAAGAACAUGGGGAGUUCUCAGCCAUGGGCCACAAGUGUCCACAUUAUGGUGCACCUUUGGUCAAAGGUGUGUUGUCGAAAGGACAUGUGCGCUGUCCUUGGCACGGUGCGUGUUUCAACAUUGCAACAGGAGACAUCGAGGACUUCCCUGGGCUGGACAGCCUGCCUACCUUCCAGGUCAGAGUUGAAAAGGACAAGGUGAUCAUUCGUGCAAACAAGCAGGCUCUUCAGUCACAGAAAAGGUCAAAGCCCAUGGCCCGAUGCUCAGCAGUCAUUAACUCCAACACAGGCUUCAGUCACGUCCUCAUCAUUGGCUCAGGUCCAGCAGGUCUGGUGUGUGCGGAGACACUGAGGCAAGAGGGCUUCACCGAUCGCAUCGUCAUGUGCACCAUGGACAGGCACCCUCCAUAUGACAGACCUAAACUGAGUAAGUCUUUAGACAGCACAGCAGAGCAGCUGAGACUGCGCUCCAUGGAAUUCCUACAGGACCAUGACAUUGAACUGCUCACAGAGAAGGAGGCCGUGGCAGUAGAUGUGAAAACACGAUCUGUGACCUUUGAAGAUGGCUUGAGGAUGGAGUACAGGAAACUGUUUAUUGCUACAGGAAGCAAACCCAAACCGAUGAACUACAAAGGCAAGGACGUCAGCAAUGUGUUUCACCUUCAGACGCCAGAGGAUGCAAACAGCAUCGUGAGGCUGGCCAACAACAAGAACGCCGUGAUUGUGGGAACAUCGUUUGUCGGCAUGGAGGUGGCUGCAGCUCUGACUGACAAGGCUCACUCGGUCUCUGUCAUCGGGAUCGAGUCAGUCCCCUUUAAAAAAGCUCUCGGGGAGAAAGUAGGGAAAGCCAUAAUGAAGCUGUUUGAGGCAAACAGGGUGAAGUUCUACAUGCUGAAUGAGGUGUCAGAGAUGAUUGGCCAUCAUGGACAGCUGAAAGAGGUGGUGCUGAAAAGUGGAAAAGUCCUGCGGGCUGACGUGUGUGUCGUCGGCGCAGGAAGCAUCCCCGCGACAGGCUUCCUGAAACAGAGCGGCAUCCACAUGGACUCCAAAGGCUUCAUCACUGUCAACAAGAUGAUGCAGACGAACGCUGAUGGGGUCUUUGCUGGAGGAGAUGUGGUCAUGUUUCCUUUCCCGCCACGCAACAACAAGAAGGUGAACAUCCCCCACUGGCAAAUGGCUCAUGUGCACGGAAGAGUGGCAGCUCUCAGCAUGAUGGGCAGAACCACUGAGAUCAAAACUGUGCCUUACUUCUGGUCAGCCAUGUUUGGGAAGACCAUACGCUAUGCAGGUUAUGGUGAUGGAUUUGAUGAUGUCAUUAUACAAGGGGAUCUUGAUGAACUGAGGUUUGUGGCGUUUUACACCAGGAGUGAGGAGGUGGUUGCUGUUGCCAGCAUGAACUAUGAUCCCAUUGUAUCCCGAGUGGCAGAGGUCUUAGGAUCCGGAAAGACGAUUAAGAAACGAGAUGUGGAGACUGGAGACAUUUCUUGGCUGAUUGACAAAGGUUCUCAAUGACUUGAUGUCUGAAGGCCGCAAGGACAAACCCACAGUCCACCUCGAUAUGGACACUUAUGGUGCUGAGAUGCCGAGCAGCUAUUAUGGUCUGGACAAACACACACACACACACACUGGGGAGAGGACUGCUGGAGAGACACUUCCACUGAGGACGACACUGAAACUUUCGUUCCUGAGAGACAUUUCAACAUGACAAACGGGGCCAUCUGUGCUCUGAAUACACUCAGUCACUGUGUUGGCAGGUCCUUCAUGACAAUAUUGUCAUGCUUCACCACAAAGCAAUAUUGGAUUCAGCCUUUGUGCUGCUGAAAGAUGUAUCUACCUGUACACUUUGUUUAUAAGAAGCCAGGGAUGGGCAUUGUGUUUUUUUUUUUUUUUUGUACAAAUAACAUUGUAAAUAGCUAUAAUCCUGAAUGCACUGUAACAAAAGAAGAGCAUAUAAUUUGAACUGAAUUUUUUCUAAGUUUUAAAUAACAUAUUUGAUGGUAUGCAUACAGGCCUUACAUCUGCAUGGGAUAACUUACUAUCAGUUUAAAAAAAAGUGCAAGGAGUUUAAAAAUAUAAGCCCCUA
Scatophagus argus is the source of this 2715-nucleotide messenger RNA. RefSeq names its product apoptosis-inducing factor 3. NCBI's taxonomy places the organism in Eukaryota, Metazoa, Chordata, Actinopteri, Scatophagidae. The transcript is spliced from 20 exons. Gene Ontology annotation, biological process: execution phase of apoptosis. Bases 345 to 2144 code for a protein of 599 amino acids. The record is from RefSeq and is a predicted model, not a curated record. Gene Ontology annotation, cellular component: mitochondrion; cytoplasm. Gene Ontology annotation, molecular function: oxidoreductase activity, acting on NAD(P)H; flavin adenine dinucleotide binding; 2 iron, 2 sulfur cluster binding.